Messenger RNA from Stegodyphus dumicola, 11045 nucleotides. Its product is annotated as sal-like protein 1. The record is from RefSeq and is a predicted model, not a curated record. NCBI's taxonomy places the organism in Eukaryota, Metazoa, Arthropoda, Arachnida, Araneae, Eresidae. Gene Ontology annotation, molecular function: RNA polymerase II cis-regulatory region sequence-specific DNA binding; DNA-binding transcription factor activity, RNA polymerase II-specific. Gene Ontology annotation, biological process: regulation of transcription by RNA polymerase II. Gene Ontology annotation, cellular component: nucleus.
AUGAGUGAUCCUGAAGCCUUUCGAGCCACAAUGAACGAAUUUAAUGGUACAAUAUUCUUAAAUAUAUUUUAGUCCCAGGUCGCACUUUUAAUACAACUUAAAAGACUAAGUUCUUGUUCUGAAUCGGGCGGAGAAGAUGGAGGCAUCGGAGAUGAGCAUGUAUGCGGUAAAUGUCGACUAGAAUUUAUAGAUCUGUCUGACUUCUUACAUCACAAAAGAACAUGUACAAGGAAACGCUUAGUUCUUGUAGCUGGUGACGAUAGCUGUGAUGAACUUGGAGGCGAUGAGCAUAGCCCUCCAUCUUUGGACGGUAAGGAUGAUCCCGAGAAAUAUGGGAGAGAAAUUCCUGCUAUCCCAUAUCUCAUGUCCUUAUCGUAUGAUAAACCUUAUUUCCAGGAGACUUCCGUCACGCCUCCUUUCAUACACGAGAAAGGAUCCUACACGGAAUGCGAGGAUCAGCCUUUAGAUCUCGACAGCUAUGAAAAACUAGAUAAUUACGCAAACAGUCCGAAUGAAAACUUUGCAAACGAAACAAAACAGAAAGCAAAUGAACAAAGUUCCUUUGCAAACCCAUCGUCUCUACCUCAGUACCUCCUAAUGCAGCCUGUUCCUGAUACAAAUGUCACUUUACAAGCACUUCAAAAUACCAGAGUAGCAGUGGCUCAACAAGGAGCUGGAGUCACUAAUUUAUCACAUAUUGCUCUGCACACGGCCCUGUACACCUUGCAGCAGCAGCAGAUUAUUCAGCUUCACCAUGUUAUCCAACAGUUACAAAAUCAGUUAGUUGGUUCAGCAACUUCUGCUUCAAAUCCGUUAAUAUCUAAUACUCCCACAGUUGGAUCGCUAACAGGCUCAGCAGCACUUACACCACCACAAAGUACGGAUGGUAAUAAUGGAGGUGUUUUGGCAUUGACGACAACAGCUUCAUCAUUACGAACUCUCGAAAGCGUUACGCAAGCGCAAAAUUUAUCUAUUACCACUUGUACUACGACAACUUCGACAACAUGCAGAAGUUCAGCAUCAGCAGAAAAUGUAAUCACGAUGACACAAGCGCCACCACCUCCUCCCCCACACGAGCCAAAUACUUUGGAAUUAUUACAAAGACAUACAGAACAAGCUUUGCAAAACACAAUGGCAGGAAGCUCAUUUUUACUAAAUGGGUUAAGUGGUUUGGGUAACAGUUCUGACAUUUUACGGUUUUGCAAAAAGGGUGAUGCUAAAAGGGAAGGCAGCGAAGAGGCUUUCUUUCGCCACAGAUGUCGUUUUUGCGGCAAAGUUUUUGGUAGUGACAGUGCUCUUCAAAUUCAUAUAAGGUCUCACACUGGUGAAAGACCAUUCAAGUGUAACGUGUGUGGCAAUCGUUUUACAACCAAAGGUAACUUGAAAGUGCAUUUUGGAAGACACAAGGAAAAGUAUCCACAUAUAAAAAUGAAUCCACAUCCUGUUCCGUUACAUCUGGAUAAUCUACACCCUCCCUUAGAACCACCUGAAGCUUCAGAGACUCCACCAAUUAUUGCUCCAGGAUCUACUUGCCAAACAGUUGCAUUAAGCUUACAACCACCAAACUUAGUACCAGCUCAGCCAUUACCUUUAGUCACUCAUUGUCACGAUAAAGGAUUGCAGAGUCCAACAGACGCUACAAUUCACGAGACAGGUCGACAAUCAGAGGAUGUGCCGAUGCAUUUACAGCCUAGAAGUGUGUCCCCAAAUGAAGUGUCAAAUUUGUCCGAUGAAUCGGAAGGAUCAGUUGGAGAAGGAUAUGUCACUGAUGACAAUGGUAUAAAAGAUCCUGAUCAGUCACGUUACGAGGAAGAGAUAGAUAAUGAUGACGACAGUUUUUCCGCUUCCCCCAAAACCGAGCAAAAAGAAGCGUAUGACAAUGCCUUUGAUGAUACAAAAGCCUCUGCUUCGGAAAAUAAUGCUGUGAUGCGAACAGCUCCAUCCAUUCCUUCCUUCAUAAGCAGUUCAGCACCAACAUUCCCAAAUUUUUUCCACCCUUCAUUAUCACCAUCUUUCAGCAUGGCUCCUAUCUGUUAUCCGCCUUUGUCUACUCCUCCCUUAACAAGUACUCCAACAUCACGGCCAUCUGGAACUAACAGUGGUAAUAAUGAUGGCCCUGAACAAAUUGGUCCGUCUCCAGAUCCAAAUUUCUAUCAAGAUUUGUUACCUAAGCCUGGUUCAAAUGAUAAUACUUGGGAAAGCUUAAUGGAAGUAACGAAAACAUCGGAAACUUCGAAACUUCAACAAUUAGUUGAUAAUAUAGAACACAAACUAAGCGAUCCCAACCAAUGUGUAGUCUGCCAUCGAGUGUUAAGCUGCAAAAGUGCAUUACAAAUGCAUUAUCGCACACAUACAGGUGAACGGCCAUUUAAAUGCAAAAUCUGUAGUCGUGCUUUCACCACGAAAGGAAACCUGAAGACUCACAUGGGAGUUCACAGAGCAAAAGCACCUCUUAGAGUUUUACACCAGUGUCCAGUGUGUCAUAAGCAAUUCACAAAUUCAUUAGUUUUGCAACAACAUAUUAGAAUGCAUACUGGUGAUCCAACAGAUAUGCACCCUGAGCAAAUCAUGGCAAAUGAAGUGAGACAAGGUCAUCUUCUAGCUACCUCAUUCCCUCGGCCAAUGAUCCCAUCUCUAUUGCCAAAUUUUCCUUCACCUUCAUCUCUUCCAUCGCAUACCUCACCAGCAGCUCCACCGGCCAUUUGCCCAACGUCCAAAACUUCCGAUACAAGUUCAUUAACUCCAUCUCCAGUGCAUUCUUCAACUCCAACUGAAAGUGUAAUAAAAACUACUUCAAAGGCGAAAGAAAACCCAGUGAUUGAAGAACCUGCAUCUCCUGUAGUAACAGAAAGCUCUUCUCCUCCACCUUCUGCUAAAACAGAAAGAUGUGCGAGUCCUCAGCCUCUAAUUCGAAAUUCGAAUUCUUCACCAGAACCUACAUCUAUUUCAACUAGAGUCUCUUCGCCUAGCAUGGACAAGCCAAUUGUUACAACUGCUCCCUAUUCUCCUGCAUAUACAGCUUCCCUAGUAGCUUUAGAAAAUCAUGUUAAAGCAAUCAAUACUACCAUUCCACAACCUUUACCAUUUUCACCAUUUGGUAUGGGACUCACAAUGAGCGGUUUUCUAAGAUAUGAAGAUGCCGCUUUCAUGAAUCGAAAUCAAACAAAAGAAACCAACAGCGAUAAAUCUCCUGCUCCUAUCCAUUCAUAUUCACCAUCCCCAAAUACAAGUAGGGCUGGGUCUGAUGCAUCAGCUGAUGAAAGAUCAACACCCGGCUCGAUGGCAAAGUCAGAAUCUCCUGUCUCUGUUAAUGGAGCUCAAAUGCCUGUAUCUUCAGGUGUCAUUACUGGAAAAUCAGAAAGUGGUGCUUUAGAUCUGACUCCUAAAAAUUCAAUUUUAUCAAUUCCUCCAACAGUGCCAGAAAUUCAGCUUUUCCCUUCGCCGUUAGCAGGUCUGCCUUUCCCAACGACACCCGGAAGAUUAUCAACUACUUGUCGUAUUUGUUUCAAGACAUUUGCUUGUAACAGUGCAUUAGAAAUACAUUACCGUAGCCACACCAAAGAACGUCCGUUCAAGUGCAAUGUUUGUGACCGCGGAUUUACUACGAAAGGUAAUAUGAAGCAACAUUUAUUGACACAUAAAAGUAGAGACCUUCAGCCUUUAUUAUUUGCAUCUGCUGAUAAUUCUGUUCCUGAUAAUGAAACGAACUCUUCUACGAAUGUCAUAAGCCCGCGAACGUCCAGUCCUGUAACUUCUGUCGCUUCAGCUAACGAAUCGAAUUUGAGCCAAACGAGCAAUCCAAUUAACGAAAAGAAAGAACUUCCAUUAUCUACAGUUGGAACGAAUUCUUUGCCGAUCACUUCUUCAAGCGUUACUGCAAUUAUUACACCAGCGACCCAACUCGCACCUACAGUGCCCACAACUACCAUACCAAAGACUAUUAAAAACGAAAGUGACUCAGGUUCGAAAAGACCACUGUCCGAUCACAGCACAGGAGGACCAGUAAACAAAAAGAAUAUACCAAAGCAUUUCUGCCAUAUCUGUCAAAAACCAUUUUCAAGUGCUAGCGCAUUACAAAUACAUAACAGAACUCAUUCAGGAGAAAAACCUUUCAAAUGCGUAGUUUGUGGACGAGCAUUUACAACUAAAGGAAAUUUAAAAGUGCACAUGAACACACAUAUAGCGGAAAAUAGAGGGACUUCGCGACGUGGAAGGCGAAUGUCUCUAGAAUUUCAACCUCCACCUCUUACAGCUCAUGGAAAACCAGACUUCCCUCAUCACGCGCGACCUGACCUCUACUUCCCUUAUCUGCCCCCUGGAUAUAUGAACGGUAUCGCAGGACCUCCAAAAAUGAAUGAAAUAUCCGUCAUCCAAACGGCCGCAGGCAUCACAAACGGCAAUAUAACUACCCCCAGUUCCAUGAAUUUAACUCCUGCCGUUUCUAUGAUGACCCCAGUAAUGACGAUGGGCCAACAGCAACCCUUUAUCCGGAAACAAGCACAGCAUAACAUAGAUAAUGAUAAUACUGAUUAUGUAGAUCCGCGUUCUCCGGAUGAAGCUGAAAAUCUGAAGGUUCAACCAUCACCGAGUCGGCCCCCUGAGAGUGCUUCGCCAGUGCGUCCGUUAUUGUCACCUCCUACAGCGGAUAAAAUUGCCUCUUGGAGCUGGAAAACAGCCUGCAAUGUUUGUAGCAAGAUUUUUUCAUCAUCUUCCGAUUUAGAAAUGCAUCUAAAAUCUCAUUGCAAUCCUACAGUACAAGACACUGUCAGGUCCGUUUCACAAACUGCCAAGAACCUCGCCUCGUAGAUCUUUUUUCCUGCUUUUGUUUGAAAACAUUUUCCGACUGAAAUCAUUUUUCAUUAAACAGGAUGCUGAUUUCUUGCUUCUUUUUACGAUCCGUGCCAAGGAAAUGGCAAGGAAAAUUCACAUUUUGAAAUAGAGUAUGUCAAAACAAGAAGUCUGACUUCAAAUACAACGGGGAGCCUUUAAAAAUCCUAGACGUGUUUGGAAUUGAUAUACAUACGUUACUAUUAUCCCUCGCUUUUUUUUUCCACAUACACGUCCCGGAUGAUGAGCGGAUUAACUUCCCUUUCCGACCCUUCCUCCUGGUCUGCUAGGCACAUGACCGGGAACAUUGGUUCCUAUGAUAACUAGUCCAAAGGCUUGCACCCUGGUCUGCAUAUUUCAAACAUACAUAAAAGGGGAAAAAUAAACACUGUGACCUACGAAUAGAAGCUGUUAAUAUCUGUUUAGGUGGUAGCCAUUGUGCAGGGUACUCUGCUCCUUUGUUGUACUUAGUAUUAUUGCACAUUGAUGGGUGUCAAGUCAUGCCCAUUUGUUGGAACUAUUUAUGUACAAGUAGUAACCUAAUAUAAACUGCAAGGCAAUUUACACAACUGCGUGACUGUUAGUUAAAAUAUACUACGCUUCGUAUGUGUUAUCAUUUUUCUCCCUGUGUGAUUGUUAUAGUUUGUCUAAAAACAAACGUGGAAAAUCAUUAUCAUAACAAAUUAUCGUGAAAUGCUUAUGCAGUCAUGUUCAAAUUCUGAUUGCUUGCAAUAUAUUUCAUCUCACUGAUUGUUUUUAAAUUAUUGUACUUUUUUUGUGCUGUGAAAGGAGGUGUCUUUGCUUUUCUAUUUUGUAACUUUUGAGCAGUCAAUGUGGCAGAUUUGUUUCAUAACACAGUAUGAUACUUUAGAAUUAGAAUUUACAGAUAAAACCAUUUUCAAAACUAAACGAUCUCUGGUAAAUACAGAGCUAAGAUUUCAACAUUUUGCAAACUUAUAUGCAGUGAUUUCCACUCUUCCAUGGUCUCUUUACUGCAUUUUUAUAUAAAAUUUUGCCUAAAUUAUUUAAUCCCAUAAAAUAUCAUAUUCAUAAAGCAAUUAGAGUAAGUACAAUUUCUAUAACUAAAGAACAUUUUUGCGCCUGUACAGCGCGUUUAUGAAAGUCCUGAAGUAAUAGAGAAUAAAGACAACAUUCGCGUGAAAUCGAAAACCUUAGAUAUAAAUAUUUCACGUGCUUUGAUAUGAUUAUUGACGAAAUUGUUACCUACUUCAUUCAAAGAAACCCACUCUUUCAAAUAUCUCAUGAGUAAGGUUGAAAUAUUUCCGAGGUCGUAGCGAGUUAUUCCUGAGGUUCUAGACACUCUCCAUUAGGUUAAUUGGCACUUUUACUCUAAAACGCUGAAAUGCUUAUUAUGUUGCUAAUAUUCAAAUGAUUAGCAUUAAGUAUGUCACUUCUGGUGACUGAAAACAAAGAACCGCAGAUGAGGUUAAACGGAGUUCUUGAGAAAUGAGAUAGUUUUUGUAGAUAUCUAACCUCUGUUUAAUUAAUAGAGAUCCAGACCUUCAACGAAAUGCAUAAACUUAACUAAAUCCAUUCACUGUCACGGAUUUAUUUAUUAUCUUCGCUACGCAUUCAAUUGUGAGCUAUUUUGUGCCCCGGGCUCCGAUUUUUCUCUAAUAAACUAUUCUAUUAAAACUUUUAAGAAGCAUUCUUCAUGUAGCCGCCAUUCUACUUCUGCUAAAAUACACACCUUCUCUUUCGGUAAAUAUUUUUAUUGAGGUAGACAUUCACAUAACUCAAAUGAAACAAGCAAAAAAGUGUAAAUCAUGUUUCACCCCUGCAUCUGAAUUUCGAAAAGACUCAACAAUCGGACUAAUAAUUUCUCAUUCCUGCAAUUAAUAUUCCUUAUUGAAUUCUUUAAUCAUUUAAUUGUGUUAGUCAUAUAUUUGCAAGUAUAUGAAAAUACUAUAAUGAAAUAAUAAGCUCUUUUCUUGAAAAUAUAACUGAUGAGGAGAGUAAUAUACACAGCGGUUGCUUACAAAAACGCAUGUUAUUUCGAAGUCUUAUUUCCCAUUCAUAAAAUGCAUUCACAUAUUUAAGCAUUCCUGCAAUAAUUUUGAUGCCAAAACUUCUCAUAUCUUUAAAUCUUAUUGAAAUGUUACCAAAAGUGUUUGCUAUCUUUUUUUUUAUUAAGCUAUCAUUUACUCUUAAAUGAUGUAUGAAUCUAGCUGUUGUUAAAAGCAAAUAAUUGUUUCUCAGAAUUCUUCUUCCUUUUAUAUAUGGCACUUACUUCUUCAAUGGUGAACCAGAAAGAUUAUUGCAACGUCAUUUGUUGUAAAUAUAACAGCGGAUUACCCUUUUUCAUGUCUGUUACUGGAACUAAUAUAUCUUCAGAUUUAUAAACCUUUAGAAACUCAAGUCAAUAAAUUAUCAAGAAAGACGUCAUAAGAUUUCAUAUUAAAAGAGUAAUUAGAAAAUUGUUUUCCAAAAAAUUUUUUCUUAACGUUCUCCUAUUCCUCAGCGCGCAUUUUUUAAAUAUCAAACCUUUCAUCCAUUAAUAUUAACACACUGAAUACAGAACGUGAGAUAUUUGUAGAAACUUCAAUAUUUUACUCUCCUCAUCACAAAUGUGACGAAAAAAAAAAAAAAAAAAAAAAAAAAAAAUGUAAAUUUUCUCGUAAAGAUAAUAAUAUCCUGAAAUAAUUCUGCAAAAAAUAUUACUUUGCUGUUUUUAAAGUCUGGUUUCUUAUUUUGUUCAAAAUUAUUUGCUUUAGAGAAGUAUACUGAAGUAAACCUUAGACUAAAUUUAUGUAUUUCUUUUAAUUAAGUGAAUUGUUGUUAUCAUAUUUCUUAGUAUACAAACUCCAUAAAUGAAUGAAGGGAAUUCUUUAUAUAAAUAUACUUUUGUAAUCAAGCAGUGGCGUAAAACUGAAGAUACAUUAAGGUUUUAACACUUUUUUUGUGAACCUCAACUUUUGAAAAUUCAUUACUCCGUAACAGUUCACUUUUAAUAAACAUGUUUGAUCAUGAAAAUAAAAUUGUAAAGGAAGUGGUUUUAAUAUUUAUUAUUCCUGUCUGACCGCGUGCCUUUUGGAAAUGUCUUCCAAGAAGAUCUUUUGCAGCGUCAGAUCAUGAAAACUUAACCACAGGGUUAAGAGAAACCGAACGUUUUUUAACCAAGUCUUCCUUUUGUUGAAAGGCGGCUACGUUGUGUUUUAAUAAUAUGAUAUAUUUCCUGAUGUUUUGAUUACCUUUUACGCCACUGUUUGAGGAAAACAAUUUUUUAUGCUUAUGUUAUAUUGAAGUGAUUGUUUGAUACAUGAUAAACCAUGUGUUUUAAGUGACUUUUGUAAACAUGGGAUAUCAAUGCUGUAUAAAGAAAAGCGAGCCUAAGUAGAAGUCAAAGCCAAUAAUUGACAGCUUAAGCUUCGAUAGGCAAAAAAGGCAUUCGAUAUCAAAUUAUAGUUCAAAAAUUUGAUUUUUUUUCUUGAGAAGAUCUCAGAAGAUGUUUGAAUAAUUUCUGCAUUUCUUUAACAUUUAAAAUCUCAUCGAGUCAUAUAAUUAAAAUAGCUAAAGAAAAUAUUUCUUUUAUACUAUUUCUUUCUCAGAUGAACUUCGAGAGACAUCUGAAAAACGUUUGAAUUAAAUGAACUGAAAAUUUAAAAAUGGAAAUCAUUAUCAUUCUAGUUUGUUCUAUGUAUGCAUCUCCUAUAGAACAGCUGGAAAAUAAAGUAAUAUGCAUUUUCUUUGUGGAAAACAUCAAAUAUUUAUGUAGCUAAGAAGCUUAUAGUAAUUGAUCUGCUCUUCAACCUAUCAGUUAGAAACCAUUAAAUUGUGCAAGUAAAUGCACUAAUCAGUAUAAGCAAAUCUAAAUCCUGAAAUAUAAACAUUUUAACUGUAUUGCGAUAUUUUAUUUCAGUCUUUAACUGAGAAUCUCAGUUCAUUUUUAAAGAAUUUAUCCAAUUCAGAAAUUGGAAUUUAAAGUCCAAACUAGCGAACAUCUAUUACUUUCCACCUUAAAAAUUAUUUUAAAUGUUUAAAGAUCAUUAAGAAUGCUAUGGAAAUUAUGAAACACUUUUGCUUAUCAGUUCUAGUCCAUCAUAAAUAUAAACAUUCCUAAACGUUGUUUCUACUAAAGAUAACAAAAAAGCGUUUCUUAAAUAAGGCAUCCUGGAGAGGCGAAGAAACAAAUUCUUUAUCAAACUUCAAUUAUUAGCUUUGAUGACUUUUCUUAUAAGGCUUAGUUUUUCUUAUCAUAUCUCAUUUCUUCACCUGCUUUCAUCUCUCGAAUGUAAAAUGAAUUUAAACCAAAUCAAGUCUCAGGCUAUAACUCUGUUACGGUCUCAAAUGUAGCUGCUUCUAAUCUUCUAUAGUGAUGACACCAUUUAAGACUCCUGGUUAAGGUCCCCGUCUAAGUCUUUCAUUGCUUUUUUCAUUGAAAAGUUUCCAGUUUUUUCUCAAUUGUUAUCGGUCAUUUUAUUUUUAAGCUGUAUCUUUUGAUGUUUCUGUUUUUACAAUGACAGUAUUUUAUUGUCGGAGAAAUAUUUUUAUACACCAGAGUGUUUCCGUGGUAUUGGGCAAAACCAGGUGUUUGUAUUCCAUCGCCCAGUACUGCGGGCAUUCUCAAUUUGUUGUGUUCAUUUCUUGUACAUUUUAUUGCAAAUGGCCGAAUUUGUAACGGUAACUUUUUAUUUUUUCCUCUCUUUUGAGUGAGUACUAAAACUAUAAUCUUAUUUAACGAAUUUUGUAAUAUAAAACAUUUCAUUUAAAUGGAUUGUGAUCUUUAAUGUGAGAAUAAAUCUUUUCUUUAUUUUUAUUUUCUGCUAUAAUAUGCAGUGUGUAGGUCGUGAGCAGAGUAGACGAAAACUGAAUUAUAAUUAGUGCAAGGAAAUUGUUUUUCCUUUAAUUAAUAUAAAUAUGUUGAAAUGGCUCGACCUCUGCUCAUGCCUUUCCAGCCAAUGUUGGUCAGUCAGUGGAUUGGUUUUUGCAUUUCUGCAUAUUUGAAAUUAAUGAAUACUUUAUUUAGAAUAUAAGUAAAUGUCUCGAACAAUCUACAGAAGGCAGGAGACAAGUCAAAAAAGGCAUCGUGGAAAAUAAUUCAUGAAAAUGAUAAGAAAGCUGUGUCUUUUAAUGUUAAAUGGCAUUAUUCUCUCUGCGUUUAAAUUUUAAAUUUGUUUAAAAACCAUUUUAUAACUGUGUGUGUAUAUAUAUAUAUAUAUAUAUAUAUGUGUGUGUGUGUGUGUGUGUGUGUGUGUGUAUCUUCUUACGAACAGCAGAAAUCAUAGCCACAUCCUACUUACUGACUGUAUGUAUUUAAUUUUAAUCAUUUAUAGUUAAUCUUGAAGCUAUGAAUGUGUCUAUCGAAUGAUUUGGCAUGCAGUUUCUUUUUGCUGUUUUUUAGAAAUGUUUCAGUUUUGUAUUGUGUUUUAUUAUCUUCUCUAAAUAUUGCUGCAGUUGACUUAGGGCAAAAUGAAUUGCACCUUUCUUUCUUUUUCAAGUGGGCAAUAUUAUAAGAGAGAAACUAAGCAGUUCAUAUUUCAUGUGAAGCCGAAUAUUUUUCAUGCAUCUCCGUUAAUGCAAACUGAUCGAAAUUUGUAUCGCACGCAUCCGAAAAUGCGAUCUGUAAUCUAUUUGAUAGAAGUUAGUAUGGAUCAUAGGGAGAACAAAAAAAUGGGGGGAACAGAUGCAAUGGUGAUAACGACAACUGUGAUAUGUUCUUCCUCAUGUGUUGAUUAUAGCACAAAUGAUUCAGUAUAGCACGUAUUUUCGGGCAACUUCCCGAGCGAUCAUUCCACUGAUUCCGGGGAGCGUAACAACCGGGAGUCUUGAAGUCAUUUUUGUGCAGUAGAGCUGCGAAGCAGCUACAUUUCACAUCCCUUUAUCUAAUCUUGUACAUAAUGCGAAUAAACGAAAAUCGAGAAUCAUGUGUUUUAGAUCAGGUAUGUUUAGUGUGAAUACAAACUUUAGAAAAGUCUUGCGCCCGCGUGAUCUGUUAUUUUACUGUUUGUUUUCUCUUUUUAAUACUUCUUAUGAAUUAUUAUGUUCCAAUUCGGUGAUAAUGUUAGUUGUUUUGAUUGAAAAGUGGCCCCCACGUGUCCGUCGAUCUCUCCGCGAUUGCCCAGGAGAUUGCUAUUUUUGUAACAAUUGUAGUUUCGCUCGAGGGAUCGACAGGGACACUCAACAGGACAAUUGUAGCCCUCGUGAUCAAGGGCCAAACAUUUGGUGCAUGUCACUAUUAAAAAUCCUCAACAAAUUCA